Abrus precatorius (Indian licorice) is the source of this 4162-nucleotide messenger RNA. RefSeq names its product kinesin-like protein KIN-7K, chloroplastic. Gene Ontology annotation, biological process: microtubule-based movement. The coding region runs from base 451 to 3486 and encodes 1011 amino acids. The record is from RefSeq and is a predicted model, not a curated record. The transcript has 24 exons. Lineage: Eukaryota; Viridiplantae; Streptophyta; Magnoliopsida; Fabales; Fabaceae. Gene Ontology annotation, molecular function: ATP binding; microtubule motor activity; microtubule binding.
UUUAUCGGACUCUUUAGUCUCUUACUACUUACCACACCUCCGUCAAUUUCAUGCACUUUCCCUUUUCUCUCUCUCUUUCAACUCCAAAUUAAUUAUAAUUAUUAUUGCAAUUAUCAUAAUCAUCAUCAUGAUUCAUAAUAAUAAAAAGUUUGAUUGAAAAUAAGGUUUUCGCUUUUGUUGAUGAAGGGCAUCCAAUCGCCAUCGCUUCCAAGGCAAGGCAAGGAAAUAACCUAUUCUAACCUCUCUCUCUCUCUAACUGUUAUUGAUGUGAUACUGCUGCUGAAGUCUGAAGAUGAUGUGCUGUUUUUCCUUUACUCGCUAAACUCUGACUGAGUCUCACUCACACUUUACCUUCUCUGUGGAUCUCUCUCUUCGCUUCAAACGCGAUCUUCUCCCUUACUCAGCAAUGCGUCUCUGAUUCUUUCCUUUCAGGCUUGAGUGGAAGUGUCGAUGGCAUCGAAACAAGGUGUGAAAACGAAGAGAUUCGGGCUGAGUGGUUCAAAAGGUGCUAAUUCGCCGUCAUCCUCUACCACGUCGUCUUCUAAACAGUUUCAGGAAACGUCCGUUGAUGGCCAGAGCUCGCCUGCAUCUUCGUCGGCUCGAAGUAAGCCGCAUCAAUUUUAUCCUGAAACUGCAGCUGCAGCUUUGGAUACACAGAGGGCCAAAGAAAAUGUCACGGUGACGGUCCGGUUUCGGCCUCUGAAUCCAAGGGAAAUUCGUCAAGGAGAGGAGAUUGCUUGGUAUGCAGAUGGAGAAACUAUUGUGCGAAAUGAAUAUAACCCGUCCUUAGCGUAUGCAUACGACCGUGUCUUUGGUCCCACAACCACAACACGUCAGGUCUAUGAUGUUGCUGCUCAGCAUGUCGUUAGUGGUGCUAUGGAGGGCAUCAAUGGUACUGUAUUUGCAUAUGGGGUAACAAGCAGUGGGAAGACUCAUACAAUGCAUGGUGAUCAACGAUCUCCUGGAAUCAUACCUCUUGCUGUGAAGGAUGCUUUUAGCAUUAUCCAAGAGACUCCAAACCGGGAGUUUCUCCUUCGAGUUUCCUACUUGGAGAUCUACAAUGAGGUGGUUAAUGACUUACUCAAUCCAGCAGGACAGAACUUAAGAAUCAGAGAGGAUGCUCAGGGCACCUAUGUUGAGGGAGUAAAGGAAGAGGUUGUGCUCUCCCCUGCUCAUGCACUGUCCCUUAUUGCAGCUGGAGAAGAGCAUAGACAUGUUGGAUCCACGAACUUCAACCUACUCAGCAGCAGGAGCCAUACUAUAUUUACCCUGACUAUAGAAAGUAGUCCAUGUGGUGAGAAUAGUGAAGGAGAAGCAGUGACACUGUCGCAACUGAAUCUCAUCGAUCUAGCAGGCUCUGAGAGCUCAAAAGCUGAAACAACUGGCAUGAGAAGGAGAGAAGGAUCUUAUAUCAAUAAAAGUCUUCUAACUCUUGGAACUGUUAUUUCAAAGUUGACUGAAGAUAAAGCUAGUCACAUACCUUAUAGGGAUUCCAAAUUGACUAGAGUACUUCAGUCUUCACUCAGUGGACAUGGACGUGUUUCUCUUAUCUGCACAGUAACUCCUUCAUCAAGUAGUACCGAAGAGACUCAUAAUACAUUGAAGUUUGCUCACCGAGCAAAGCACAUUGAAAUACGAGCAGCACAGAACAAGAUAAUUGAUGAGAAAUCACUUAUCAAGAAAUACCAACAAGAGAUUCAAUGCUUAAGGGAAGAAUUGGAACAAUUAAAGAGGGGUAUUGUGACAGUUCAACCAAAAGAUACUGGGGAUGAUGACAUUGAGCUCCUAAAACAGAAGUUAGAAGACGGUCAAGUUAAGUUGCAAUCCAGAUUGGAACAAGAAGAAGAAGCUAAAGCUGCUUUGUUGGGCAGAAUUCAGCGGUUGACUAAGUUGAUUUUGGUCUCCACAAACGCAUCACAGUCAACAAGAUUUCCUAACAGACCUGGUCCUCGACGAAGACAUUCCUUCGGGGAAGAAGAACUGGCGUACCUUCCUCAUAAAAGGCGAGAUUUAAUCUUAGAUGAGGAAAAUAUUGAUUUGUAUGUUAAUGUGGAGGGAAAUGCUCCAACAGCUGAUGAUUCUUUUAAGGAUGAGAAAAAGACAAAGAAACAUGGACUACUGAAUUGGUUGAAGUUACGUAAACGAGAUAGUGCCUUGACAGGCGCUAGUGAUAAAUCCAGUGGAGCAAAAUCUACGAGCACACCUUCUACACCUCAGGCAGAAAGUGGUAAUCAUGUGGAGUCCAGACUCUCUCAUUCUCAACCUGCAGAAAGCUCUCCCUCUGCUGAUCUUGUAUCAGAGGCAAGAGAGGAUAAAUAUCUUCACGAGGACAGUUUAUUGGGACAAGAGACUCCUUUGACAAGUAUGAAGUCAGUUGAUCAGAUUGAUCUUCUGAGGGAGCAGCACAAGAUUUUAUCUGGAGAAGUGGCACUUCAUUCAAGUGCUUUGAAGAGGCUGUCUGAGGAAGCAACAGGAAAUCCUCAGAAUGCUCAGAUUCAUGUGGAGAUGAAAAGGUUGAAAGAUGAAAUUAAGGUGAAGAGUGAACAAAUAGAUUUUCUGGAAAAGCAAAUUUCAAAUUCUUUUAUCGCUUCAGAUAAGACAGAACAGUCAGGAGUAUCACAGACUGUUUCUGAGCUGAUGGCACAAUUAAAUGAGAAAUCCUUUGACCUUGAGGUCAAAGCAGCAGACAACCGAAUAAUUCAAGAACAGCUUAGUCAGAAGAUUCGUGAAUGUGAAAACCAGCAAGAAACAAUUUCCUCUCUGAAACAGCAACUUGCAGAUGCAUUAGAAUUGAUAAACUUAAGCCCUGUAGUCAAUCGUUCACAUUUCUCUGUAACUAAAGACUACCAUGGUGAACCUCAUCUUGACAAGGGGAAUGUUACAAUAAACAAUACCAAUGAAGGGAUUCAUUUGCAAGCACAGGUAAGUGAGAUAGAAGAGCUGAAGCAGAGGGUGGCAGAACUGACAGAAUCAAAGGAACAGCUAGAAUUUAGAAAUCAGAAACUGGCAGAAGAGAGUUCAUAUGCUAAAGGGCUAGCUUCAGCUGCUGCUGUUGAGCUUAAGGCACUGUCAGAAGAAGUUGCCAAACUCAUGAAUCAGAAUGAGAGACUGACUUCUGAGCUAGCAGCAUCCAAGAAUUCACCCACUCAACGUAGAACUAGUGGCACAGUCCAAAAUGGGCGAAGAGAAAGUCAUGUUAGACUUAGACGAAAUGAUCAGGGUGGAUCAAAUGCUGAUAUCAAGAGAGAAUUAGCCUUAAUCAAAGAACGGGAACUUUCGUAUGAAUCUGCCCUUUUAGAGAGAGAUCAGAAAGAGGCCGAGCUUCAAAGAAAGAUUGAGGAGUCAAAGCAAAGAGAAGCAUACCUGGAAAAUGAACUUGCUAACAUGUGGGUCCUAGUGGCAAAGCUAAAAAAGUCACACGGAGCUGAAAUUGAUGUUUCAGGGUCGACUAAAGAGAGUUUGCAGUUGGAUGGUUUUGGCAUUUGAUGUGAUGAUAGUGGCGUUUGAGUUGACAAUUUGCUUUCAAUAGGAGUGGCUUGAGAGAGGUGUGUAAAGAUUGUUGUCUGCAGGAAAGUGUGCUUUUCGCUUCCCCAUCCAUCAGUGUCCUUUUUGGUCCAUUUCCAAUUUGUACAUCCAAAUUAUAGUCGCUUGACUAGCUCUUCCCUUCUUCCUGCCUUCUUACCUCCAUUCCUCCAAACGUUGAGCUAAUUUAGUCCCUUCUUAUUUGGUUGGCAUUAGAGUGAUAACGUUUAAAGCAUCCAAAGUAAUAUUGGCUUCAAAUGUGCAUUAAUAAUGAAGUUGCUUUUGGGUCCCUUUAACCUUCUCCCUGCCUUACCUCCAUUCUGCUAAAAAGGGCAGUGCAUUCUACUACCAAUUCCAAAAAGAAAUUCAGGGGGUCUACUAACUUUACAAGCUAUGAUUGUGCAUCAUUUUCUUUUUAUUCUGACUAUUUGGCCGUUUCAGCCUAGGACCUGGUUUUAAGCGAUUUUUGUUUGGUAGGACAACUAGCCUCCCUUUUCUUUUGAUUUUGAUGUUGAAAUGUGGAGUUGCAUAUUGUGUAUCAUACGCACAGGUCGUUUGUUCAAUGAAAAUAAAAACUAUAAAAAUGUCAGUUGUAAUAAUUUAAUUUUAAGUGAGAUGUUGUGGAAAUGCUUUUUAGUAC